CAAAUACUACGGAUAAUUGAAGAUCAACCAUUGCUUAUGUGUUGCUAUUGGAUAACAGUAAAUUGAUGAAUCUAUUACCAGUAUGGCUCUUACUGAAGCUAAAUCAGGAGCUAGGGCAAGAUGGUCACUGGCAUAUUCCAACUUGGCUGGGCCUCCAGUAGAAUUAACUAGAAAAUAUGGAAAUAUUAUAGAAGAAUUAGAUAUGAGUAACAACAGAGUUUCAGAUUUAAGGUUUUUAGCAGAUUUUCCUAAAUUAAACACAUUAGUUGUUGAUCACAAUGCCAUUCAUUCUCAUGUUAAAAUACCAUAUAUGCCUGGUUUACAUACAAUAUGGUUAAAUCAUAACAGUGUUAAAAACCUAGGUAUAUUUCUAGAAACAUUAUCAAAGAAUUGUCCCAACUUACGAUAUCUAUCAUUAAUGAAUAAUGAAGCAGCACCUAGUUAUUUCAAUGGUGGAACAUUACAACAAUAUACAGAAUUUAGGUAUCUAGUAAUAAGCAGUCUCUCUAAACUAGAAUAUUUAGAUUUUCAACCUGUCACACAACAAGAAAGAAGAGAAGCAGAAAAAGCUUACAGUAUUAAAGUGAAGAAAAAAACAUCAAAAGGGAGCAUAAAAAAGUCCAGUACUGAAAACCUAUCUUAACUAUCAGCCUUUUGGACGCAUACAUGUGUGUCUAUAAACUAAGUGACAUGUUUAAAUAUUUACAUAAUGCUAUUUGUGGGUAUUAGCAUUUGUGAUAAAUAAGAAACAAUCCCUGAUUAUAAUAUUAUCGUAUUAUAUAAUGAUAAACUAUUUGGAUAUUCAAAAUUCCCCUUGAACACCUCAACAUCGAAGUUUUUGAUUCAUAGCUUGUGAUCGCAAAUAUAUGAUGCUUUAAUGUUAUUAUUUCAUAUAUUUCUAUUUAUUUAUUGACUAUUUUACUAGUGUGUGCAAUGUACUUAAUUAUUUUUUAAUGAUCUGGAUGUCUGUUUGAUUUCUGAGGGGGUUUGAUCUUUACAAAAUAAAAUUAAUGCAAUAUUUGUC
Lottia gigantea (owl limpet) is the source of this 1024-nucleotide messenger RNA. RefSeq lists its product as hypothetical. NCBI's taxonomy places the organism in Eukaryota, Metazoa, Mollusca, Gastropoda, Lottiidae. The coding region runs from base 83 to 643 and encodes 186 amino acids. The record is from RefSeq and is a predicted model, not a curated record. The transcript has 6 exons.